AUGGCGAGAAGGGGCCACGAGGCAGAUUUCAGGCCGGAUGUUAGGGCCAGCAAAAACUUCUUAAUGAUGAGAGCCAUCCUGAAGUUCAGAGUGAGCAUUUACACCCCGGAAAUCACCCCAAACUACAAAUCAAGGCGUGAUCCAGGGCUCCCCGCCUCCCCCGGGAGUUGCAGGCAGAGGCGGGCUGACCACCUCGUCUGGGAUAUCCUAGGGGGUUGUGUGCCCAGGACUCCCUGCCGGGAUUUGGGUCCUGGGACUACGGUGGCAGCCGCUGGAGGCAGUGUGGUGAGGGGCGGGGCCGGACGGGGUGUCACUCAGCCCGCCACGCCCACGCCAGACCCCGCCCCCUGGGCGGGGCCGCCGUCCCUCCCCUCCUGUUGUUGGGUUUCCCUCGCGCUUCUGCUGCUGCUGCCGCCGAACAUGGCUGCGCGGGUGUGCAGCAUCUCGGCGAGCGCGCUCCGCCGUCUGCCCCUGCGGAGGGGCCCCGGCUCCGGCCACCCCGCCGGAGCUGCACCUGGGGCGGGGCCGAGGGCCUACUCGAAAGACAGUGAAAGCAGCUGGUUUCGUUCCCUCUUUGUCCACAAAGUGGAUCCCCGGAAGGAUGCUCAUUCCACCCUCCUCUCAAAGAAGGAGACCAGCAACCUGUACAAGAUUCAAUUUCACAACGUGAAGCCAGAGUGCCUGGAUGCCUAUAACAGCCUGACGGAAGCGGUGCUCCCCCAGCUUCACCUAGACCCGGACUAUCCUUGUGCAUUGGUGGGAAACUGGAACACCUGGUAUGGGGAGCAGGACCAGGCAGUACAUUUGUGGCGAUUCUCAGGAGGCUACCCUGCCCUCAUGGACUGCAUGAACAAACUCAAGGUGAACAAGGAGUACCUGGAGUUCCGGAAGGAGAGGAGUAAGAUGCUGCUGUCCAGGAGAAACCAGCUGCUUUUGGAAUUCAGUUUCUGGAAUGAGCCUGAGCCUCGUGAGGGCCCCAACAUUUACGAACUAAGGACUUACAAGCUGAAGCCAGGGACCAUGAUUGAGUGGGGAAACAAUUGGGCCCGCGCGAUCAAGUACCGUCAGGAAAACCAGGAAGCCGUGGGUGGCUUCUUCUCCCAGAUUGGAGAGCUCUAUGUGGUCCACCAUCUCUGGGCCUAUAAAGACCUGCAGUCCCGGGAGGAAACUCGAAAUGCCGCCUGGAGGAAGAGGGGCUGGGACGAGAAUGUAUAUUACACAGUCCCUCUGGUACGGAACAUGGAGUCUCGUAUCAUGAUUCCCCUGAAGAUCUCACCCCUCCAGUGACCCUGCGGACCCCUUUCUCAUCACUGGAGGGAGCUGUUAGCCAGAAGAGCCCCUCUCCUCUCCUCCCCUCCCCAGACACUCCCCCUUCCCCCACACCCCUCUACCACCUCAUACCCCACUUCCCCUCCCCCCCAUCCUCUCAGAUUUUAUGCCUCAUUCUUUCUUUGGGGUCUGACGGGUUCCUCGGGGAGUUAGGUCAGGCUGAGGCUAGCUGAAUUAGACCAAGACCUAGCUGCUUCUAAUGCCCAUCCACCUUCUCCCCAUUCUGUUCUUCCUUUGGUUUCGGGCAGCUAGGUGACUCGGUGGAUAGAGUUUGGGGCUUGGAAUCAGGAAGACCUGUAUUUAAAUCAUGCAUAAG
This is a messenger RNA of Vombatus ursinus (common wombat), 1645 nucleotides long. It is a transcript of the gene NIPSNAP1, whose product is annotated as nipsnap homolog 1. The record is from RefSeq and is a predicted model, not a curated record. The coding region runs from base 1 to 1287 and encodes 428 amino acids. Lineage: Eukaryota; Metazoa; Chordata; Mammalia; Diprotodontia; Vombatidae. Gene Ontology annotation, cellular component: mitochondrion. The transcript is spliced from 10 exons.